CUAUAUUAACGGGUCAUUAGUGCAACCUUAAAGAAAUCAAUGGCGACUGACGUGGAGAACGAAGGAAAUGAAAAAGCAAAAAUUCAACAGGAUGCUUACAUCAAAGAAGAGGAGGAAAAGGAAAAACCGGCUGGUGUCUCUGUUGAGGAAUAUAAACGACUACACAACAUUGGCUCUAGACUGUCAACAGAAAAUAUCAUCACUUACAAGGAAUCAGCUUUUCUCCAAUCCUCCAGUUCAGACACUUUGUAUUAUAGUGUGACUUCCAACAGAUCUUUAGAAAAGAUUAGUGACUCUGCUUUUGCUCUAAAUACAGUUGAUCAUCCACUGGAUUAUUGUAAGACAGGCAUUUCAACAGACAAAUCCAAAACCACAGUGUGUAAAUCACCUAAGAAGACAGAUAAAAAUGUAAAGAUUGAGAAUGAUAGAGAAGAAGUUGUCAAAGAGAAAGUAAGAAAGAAAAGUAGUGAGUACAAGAAUGGUGAAAGGAAGUCUCCAAAUAAAGAAAAAAGUCCAAGUAAAACAAAUAAAUCACUUCCAAGUUCUGAAGGUAAAAAACAACAAAAGAAGUCUGACCCAAUUCUAAUGCCUGGGCGUAGAGUAAGGAGAGAGGCCAGUUUAAACGCGAUGGCCAUGGUGAACAUUUUAUUUGAAAAAGAAACACCAGUUCCAAAGUCUCCAAAGAAACGCAGAUCCUCCUCUGUGGCUGAUUUAUCCCCUGAAGAAAAAGAGGUCUCUAGUUCACCUGUGAAAAAAGCCAAAAAUACAGAAAAGAAAUUGGAAAAGAAAUCUCAGAAGAAAAACCAUUUGACUGUUAUAAAAUCCUUAAACAAUAAAAAAGAGAAGGAAAAGAAAAAGAUUUUGAAAUCAAAUUCUCUAUUCUUAAAUAAGAAAAUGCUCAAAUUGAAAGCCAAAAAGAAACUUGAAAAAGUGAAAAAGAAAGUGAUUAAGACUAAGUGUGAUAGUGAAAAAAGUUCUGAUCCCAGUAAGCCAAAAAAGAAGAGAAGAGACACAAGGAAAGCAGCAAGAACUCAUGAAAUUGUGAUUCCCAAACGAAAAUGGUGUUGCUCAGGAUCUAUGUGCUCUACAUGCUUUCAGCCAUUGACAUGCCAGCACCAAAGUGCCAUGUAUUGGAACACUCAAGAUAUACCCCACAGUGACAAUAUACCCCGAUCAAACAGCAAUACAGACUCUGAUGAUGUUAAAGCAUGCAUCAAUAUGGAUAUGGCUACUUCAGGUUAUUCAUUGUCUCGAUUGCAGCAUAUAGAUAGUGCUUCUUAUGUGAACUCUAUGGUGCAACAUUCUGCCCUAUCUUCACAUCGAUGCCCUCAGUGUGCCCAGGCUGCUGGGAUGAUACCAGGCUGUCAGACUUAUGCCCUUGGUGGAGUAGGAGGGUUGAGUUCUGUAAACCUUUCUGCAGUAAUGCCUUAUCCUCCAGCUUAUGGAGGGUCCUAUACAUUACCAUAUCCUGGGACAUCUACACUGCCACACUGUUCAUGUCCUCAAUGUUUGUAUUACUCUCAGCCCAAUGCAAACAUUUCCCAUCAGCCACUGCCUUCAAGAGAUCCCUGCAUCUUAUCACAUCCGCCAAUAAGUAUUCAGCACAUUGAAGACAAACACCUCGAGGACUCUGACACCAAGGUUGCUGAGGAGAUUAUCGAUGUAGGAAUUGAAGAGUUUCCUGUUGUGCAGCAGAGUGUUUUCACAAAGUCAAACACUGUAGAAAAAGUCAGGACAAAGGGCUCAGAUUCAAAAAUUACCAAAAUCAAAUCAAACUCAUCCAGCAGUGAGAAAGAUUUAACAAAAUCUGAUAAAAAGGACAAGAAAGAAAAAGGGGAGGUGCAAAAGAAAUCUUCAAAAGAACCUAAAGUCAAGUGUCCUAAAGCCCCAAAGGAGAGAAAAAAGAGCACAUCUAAAAAGGAAGCUAAAUUACAAAGAGCAAUUUCCCUCCAUGGUUGGCGACUACAUGGGCCACUGGAGAAGAAAAAAAUAUACAGCUUUUCUAUAGGUAUAUCAUUUGAAGCUCAGUGUUCCCAAGCCAUACGACACUCGGAUGGAGAUAUCAUUCAGGUCAGAGAUUGUGUAAUGCUGAGGUCAGGGCCAAAGACAACCGAUAUACCUUUUGUUGCCAAGGUCACCCAGUUCUGGGAGCAUCCACAAGAGGGAGAUGUUAUGAUGAGUUUACUGUGGUACUAUCACCCAGAACACACAGAGGGAGGCAGAAAGAGCCAGCAUGCUUCAUGUGAGCUGUUUGCCUCCAAACACAGAGAUGAAAACAGCGUAGCUUGUAUUGAUGACAAGGGUUAUGUUCUCACGUACAAUGAAUACUGCAGAUUUCGCGCUGAAAGACUACGCAAAGAAACAGAGCAGCUUCCUCGUUCUAAGGUCGUGCCUUCCAUUGAUUAUCCUCACUCUAGUCGACUCCCUCCUGACAACGCAGACACAAGUGCUGUAUUUCUAUGUCGCCAGGUCUAUGACUUCAAGUUAAAACGCAUUCUGAAAAAUCCAUCCUAGCAUUGGCAAAAUAGAUAUACAUGUAUAAUUUCAUUUUGUUAAAAUGCAGGUUUAUUAUUCAUUUUAGGUGUACUAAAAAUACUGAAAAAUGUACUAAAAAAUGAAACGAAUUAAAUCAAAUAUUUAUUGAAGAAUGAUUGAAC
Messenger RNA from Saccostrea echinata, 2657 nucleotides. RefSeq lists its product as uncharacterized. The transcript is spliced from 6 exons. NCBI's taxonomy places the organism in Eukaryota, Metazoa, Mollusca, Bivalvia, Ostreida, Ostreidae. Bases 40 to 2514 code for a protein of 824 amino acids. The record is from RefSeq and is a predicted model, not a curated record. Gene Ontology annotation, molecular function: chromatin binding.